CUUAGAUUGGAUAUUGUGUUUGUAUGGGAGGGAGGCUGCUGCUAUGUGUUUAGAUUAAGGCGAGCUAUUCUCCGCUGACUUCUUUGCAUUUUGCAUCAGCACAGCUCUCAAAGCUAGGCAGAGAUUAGCAACAGUCUACUACUGUACAACCCAGCAACCAGAACACUCACACGUACACACACAGACAGACGGAGCAGACAAGCAGGGACUGGAGAGGCUAAGGUACAGAGGAGACUGUUUGAAGAACCCUAUAGCACUUGGCUGGCAUGCUGAAGACUUCCUUCUGCAUAUAGUAGGUAAAAGACUAUGCACUUCAAAAGCAGAGAGAAGACAUGUUAAGCACUUUGAUCAACAUGCUGAAAAACUUAACAGAGAGCAACUCUGAAGCUACAUCGAUGUUUGAACUGUCUGAGAACUUGGAAGAUCCACAUGGUGCGGGUGGAGACAGCUCAGACAGCACUCUGGGGAGUUCAGUAACUGCUUGUAAGAAGGUACUGUGCAGCAGUAGCUUGCUAGAAUCCACAGAGUACUGGUUGCGAAAUGAAGGGGCACUGUGCCGAAUUGGAUUUAUGGAAGACAAGACUGACCACAGCUGUACCACAAUCUGUUUUGUGAAUCUUGAUGGUAACAGCGCAGAUUGCAGUGAUGAGAAAUUUACCCAGAAACUGGCCACUGUAUCCCCCGAUCUUCCGAAGCUUAUCGAUUCUCUGAAUGUGCGCCAACCCAAGGAAAAUGAAAUCUUCCUCCUCAGUGGGUUGGAUGCAUGUGAUAACCUCCAGACUGAUUCAGACUACCACCAGAGUUGCAGAGCAGCCAAUGUGUGCCUGGUCCAGUGUGCUAGAGAAAAGAAGAAAAAAAAACACCCUAGCUGUAUUAUUUAUGAAAUAAACAAGUUUCUGAUUGGACUGGAGUCCGGUCAGGAAAGACAAUUACAACUAGACCGGUCUGGCAUUCCCAGACCUGAGGAUGAUACCAAUCGCUCUGUGUCAUCAAUCGAAGAGGACUUCCUCACUGCAUCCGAGCACCUGGAUGAUGAGAGUGAGGAGGACGGCUUCAGAAAUGAUGGAGACAAUAAUGAUGCCACAGACCUCUUCUCAGAUGUCAGAAACACAGGAGAAAUGAGAUUAGGCAGCCAACCAAAUAAAAAGACCCCAUAUUCUGAAUCUGGGUAUGCAGCUGCAGGAGGCACGCUGCACAGCACUGAUAAACCCAUGAAGCAGCAUCACUGUAAUGUUCCACUUCCAGAUACAGUGGAGCACCAGGCUGACCACCAGAAAAAACAUCAAAGUACAUGUCAGAGGCAAUGUGCUGUAAGGAGUUCUGGUUCUGCUCAGCCAGGGAAAGCAACUAGAGAUGGACGCCACACUGUAAAUGUUGCUAACACAAGGCAAAGCAGCAAUGCACAGUCCGACAUGCAGUUUCCCCUGCAGAACACACAGCCGUCUGCAAGUCAUUAUGCUACAAACUUAGCAGAAUCAGUCCUUCAAGACGCUUUUAUAAAACUAUCCCAGGCUGAAGCUACAUUCACGACGGAGGCAGCUUUGAGUGUCUCUGCGGGUCAUACAAUACUGACAGCCAGUACAGAAGAGACAAAACCAACCCAGACAUGGGAUGAGCUUCCCAAGAUUGUGAUUGUUCAAAGUCCAGAUAACUGUGAGAUCACACCAGAGUGGCCGGGCACCCCAUCUUCCAAAACAAGCAACUGGACUGAAUCAGAGAAUCCCAGUGACAUUUCUAACCAAGUAAUGGAAGAGAUUGUGAAGCCAUAUAGCUAUUUAAGUGGUGGGCAUAUUCCUCAUCCUGUUGAAGUAGCUUUAGCUUGUGCAGCCAGUGUAAUUGGGACUAUUUCAAGUCCUCAAGCUACAGAAAAACUCAAGUUGGACCAAAGUGCAGCAGAUUUAAAUGUGAUUGUACCUGAGGAACAAACCAUGGAGAAGGAGGAAGAUGAUCAGAAGGAAUCAUCAGGCAUGGAUUUCUCCUUUUCUUCAGCUCUUUGUAGCAUGGCCCAGGUAGCCAGCGCAGUUGCAGUGGUUGGCCUCGAUGACACACCGGAGGAGAGCUAUUCUAUGUCUCGUGGGCUCCUGUCAGCAACAGAAGCCUCAACGGCCAUUACUCUUCACUGCAGCGUGGCGGUUGGCAGCAAAAUCAACCAGUUUACUGCAGGCAUUGCAGAAGUCCUACUUAAAGAAGCAUCUACAAUUCUAUCUGAGCCAGAUGUUUAUAAAAGCGUUGGAGACUUUUUGGAAUCCACUCACAACAAAAUAGUAGAGAGUGUUGCAAAACUGCAAAGCACUCAUUUAGAGGCAGACACGGAUGAUUUUGCACAAAUUCUAUCAGAUGCAAUUUUCAAGCUUUCAUUUGAACGAGCAAAAAAGAAAAAAGACCUAGAAAGCCCCAAUAAAGACAACAAUACUGUUUUAAACGCACAAGACAUUCUAGAAAGUACAAAUAAUUUGCUCUUUAAUAUGCUAUAUCUCACAUGUAAGAAGAUUGGUGACAUUGCAAAGCAUAAUAAUGGGUCAUUAGACUUAACUGAAGACAAAAGCUGUUCUACGGAUUGUGAAACAGUCAAGCAAAGCAGAGUACUGUCACACCAAUUAUCAGGUUUUCUCGACUCCAGCAAGUCUGAUAAUUGUGACAAUCACAAUAACCUAUUUCAAAGCAGUGAUAAACUGUCAGGCUUUACUGGAGUUAAGGAAGACAUAAUUGUUCAAGAGAAGGCAACGUAUAUGAAAGAAUCUGAACUCUGCUCUAUGUCACAAAGCAACAAAGACAACAGCUUGUCUUAUUCAAGUGAUACGAAGCGCAGGCCUAGUCAAGCAAAUAUGGCACCUCUCAUCAAAGACUGUACUAACCUUCAAGGCCAAUCCAAUAAUUACAACUUAAAAUACAUUAAAUCCUCUUUAGAUAAUGACAAACCAAAGGCAGUUUCUGAUUUAAAUGAGCUUUCACAGGAACAGCACUUUAUUAUUCACAACAGUUCAACCACAGGCAUAGAAAAGCAGAAAGGCAGCAUGCUGGUGGAUAAUGAACAUAAAUUGUCUUCGUUAAACUCACAACAAUCUUUAUCAUCUCUUCUGCCUGUGGUCCUGCUAAAGCCAGCAUCAGAGAACAGAUCCCCCAUGAUUGGUUUUGCAGAGGAUCUAGCCACAACCGUAGUUUCGAUGGCAACAGAAAUGGCUGCCAUUUGCCUUGAAAAUUCAAACGGGAAGCAGCCAUGGUUCUGUGCUUGGAAAGGUGGACCAGAGAACCUUGAUAACUAUUUGGUGCCAUGCAGAACAGUUAAGAGGAAAAAAGAGACUCCGAGCAAUGCCUCCGUUGCCAAGAAACACAGGCCACCAAGACUCAGUGAAAUCAAAAGGAAAACGGAGGAGCAGCCAGAGUUAAAGGAACGGCUCAUGAACAGGGUUGUGGAUGAAUCGAUGAAUUUUGACGAACCUCCUGAUCCUUUCAGUGUCUUUGCCAAUGCGGUGACUGCAAAGAUUAUGAACUGUCCAGAGCUGUCUGUGGUUGAUACCUCAAAACAGGGUCAGUCUCAACCAAGGAACCGCUUACACUGUGACAGGUGGAGUAAAGGGAAAGCAUCAAGCUAUGAAAGUAUCCCAGAAGAGGAUGCCAAUUCUUCAAGCUUGAUCAACACUUUGGGACCAGGAACCAUGCUAGGUCAGAAUCUGAGCAGGGGAGGUUCCAUAUCCAAGCAAUCUAGCUGUGAAAGCAUCACAGACGAAUUCUCUAGGUUCAUGGUAAAUCAGAUGGAAAAUGAAGGCAGGGGCUUUGACCUGUUGCUUGACUAUUAUGCAGAACAAAACGCUGUUAACAUACUGAGCUCAGCAUUGCAGCAGGUCACCAAAAAGAAUGGGCAUCUCAAUGUAAGGUCAACAUGUCUGUCCAAACAGUCUAGCACAGAAAGUAUCACAGAGGAAUUUUACAGGUUCAUGAUCAAAGAAAUGGACAAUGAGAAUAAAGAUUACAGUGUAGCGAAAACUAAAGCAUGGAGUAACAGCUUCCUGGCCCCGUCUCCAAGAACAUCCUUCUGUGUCAGGCAGUCAUCAGUGCCAGACCGGAGAUCAUCAGACUCCAGACUUACCGUGAAUGCUCCAGUGAAAGCCAAUUCGUUUGAUGGCUUUGCCCGGAAUGUGCAUGCAGAUACCCUCAACAUAUACCCUGUUAACACAGUAUCGUCAACAGGCCUCUGCAAAUCGGAUUCCUGUUUGUACAAACGAGGUGGUACUGACCAGAUAACGGACAUGCUCAUACAUGAGACGUGGUCUAGUUCCAUUGAAUCUUUAAUGCGUAAAAAUAAAAUUAUUGUGGACGACGAUGACAGCAUGGAUCUUGAUCAGCCUGAGAAUGGAUCACAGUCGCAUGUUGAACAAUUUGCAAGCAGGCUGGCCGCUGAUAUUAUUGAAAGAGGGACAUCUUUAAUUGGGGGGCAGCAGGACCCUGUUGAUUGCCAGCUGCCCAUCCCUGUGGCAGAAAAGAGACGGUGUUUCAGGAGCAAGACACAGUCACAUUUUAAGAAGCCUGCAUUAGACAAAAUCCAGUUGACCCAGGAUCAGAAGCCUACUGUAGCUAAUGAUUCUGCAUGCAUUGCCUCUCCUCCUCGCUGCCCAAGGGAAGUGCCUUUGAUUCACAUAGAGGCUGAUCAAAGGGAAGAGUUCAAUGAAGACAUAGCAGCUUCUGCUAUCGCUCCUGGGAAGCCGAAGACAGAGUGUCUGCCUGACGAGAAGCACCCAGAACUGUUGUGUCAAAAAAACAUAGAGCAACCUUCUAUAAAUCAGAGCAGCCCUGCAUGUUACAAGACUUUAGUAACUGCAGUAGCUGACAAGGCAUCGGUAUCAGAGGAAUGCCCCAACACCCUUAGCUGCAGCGAUGACAGCACAGGAAGCUGGUCGCAGGUCGCCAAUGAAGAAGACCCUCCUGAGGAUACCAGUAGCUAUUUACAGCUAAGUGAAGGCAAUGGGAACAGUAGUGCAUCCAGCAGCCUUGGUCUUGUGGAUCUCGAAGGUUUACAGGAAGCUGUUUCACCAUGCACAUUAAUAAGUAAAAUAGUGGAAGAAAAGAAGAUACUGAAAGAAAAUCAAUACAAUUUAGAUGAAUGCACAUCUGGACUAUCUGUAGGAACAAACAGCUGCCACAAGGACCAGCUGGUGAUGAACUUUGACCUGGAGCCUGAAUGUGUGGACUCAGAGCUUCGGGCUACCUUACAAUGGAUAGCUGCUUCAGAGCUUGGGGUUCCAACCAUCUACUUUAUCAGAUCUCAGGAAAAGAGGAUAGAAAAGUUCCUGGAUGUGGUGCGUUUUGUUCAGCAGAAGGCUUGGAAUGUUGGUGACCUCUUCCGUGCAAUUGUUCAGUAUUGCAAACUACAAGAAGAAAAUGCUGAUGCUGUUUCAAGCCUUUUUGACUGGCUCCUGGAUUUGAGCUAAGUAAACAAAUUUACAUUUAAACAGAUUUGAUAUCAGCUCACUUUUAGCCACAUCAUGGGCUUUAUUUUAAUGAUCCUAACAAUGACGGCAUUUAGGGCAGUGUUAUUAAGAAUAGAUAACCCAGCAUUCUUUGGCAUUUUUUAAUGUGUUUAGUGAUUUUAAUUCUGACCAGUGAUACAAGUUUAUUACAUGAUCUACCAAGUUUUUUAAUAUGAUUGUUUCUUGCAUUGAAAUUAACAGGUUAUGAAUAAUAUACUGGAAAAAGGUAAUCGCUAAAGCUAAUUUGUGACUUUUAGGGUUGUGGUAUCAAGACCCACUGCUGUUUAGAUCAUUAAAAUAGAACCAAACAAGAUGAAAGAUUUUAAUGUGUUCACUUUCAGUUGUCAAAAUUCAAAAUAACAAUUUGGUGUUCUGGAUAAAAACAAUUAUAUGUUCAAAUACGAUUCUAUAUUAAUAACUGUUUGCAGGUGGAGUGAACAACAUCAUUGGGUGGCGUUUGCAGUUUCACACCAACUUCUUUGUUAACACAGAACAAAGAUUAGGAUUAUUAUUAAAAUACAGGAUGGAUUUAACAAGAUCUCCUGAUGUUUAUAUUGUUAAAACACUGUCCCACUGUGUUUAAAUUGUGCAAGGUUUAUUAAGAAUGUAACGUAUGUCCUUGGUCUUGUUAGAAACUGUGACCUGAUUAGUUUAAAUAGGCAGAAAGAACGCUUGUUAAUUUUGAAGAUGGUGACAUUCAUUUGUAAAUUGAAGAGGUUUCUGAAACUUUGAGUGCAAAAUUAAAUGAGCACGCACCUUCUAAGGUUAUCAUGAUACUCUUACUAAAACAAUGCACGAAAAACUCUAAAAAAAGUUGUGGUAAUAAUUGGUCAAUUUCAACAAACUUGAGAAUGUGGCCUUUAGUCUGUACUAAGUACUAGCUGGUAUCUGCAGAUCAUCUUUAGCUCUUACUAUCUAAGAACCAAUUGCAAUGAAAAAACACAGAGAACAAAGGUCACGAUCAGUUGAUCCCCAGCUUUAGUCCAGACCUCAGGGAUAAACUGAUCAUGUCUACUUCGUGUAUGGGAAAUACAUUUAUUAAUACACUUCCUGUGAAAACAAAGAGGCACAUUUUACAGUAACAAAACCUAUUUUAAAAGGUAUUAAGGUAUCUUUUCAGCACUGAAGAGGGUGAGACAUAUAACAAGGUGUCAAUUAAAUGUAUCUGUAACACUCACUACAAAGAUGUUUAGUACUGUAGUUGAAAAGAAUAGUUAUCAGAAAUGCAAGAAACGGUCCUAUCAGAAUUACUAUCCAAACAUUUGUCUAAUUUUAUAACAAUGUUUCUUUGUAGUACCAGUCAAUAAAAUCCAGCAGAUUGCAAAUAUCAUUUAAGUGCAACCUUUUAAUCAUGUGACACAUGUUUUUACAAUUACAAUGUUAGUAUCAGCAGAUACAAUGGACGGAAUUUAAAUGAAUUCGGUGUACGGUCAGAAUUAUGUUUAGCUCAAUGCUUUAUUAAAUAAAAAAUAACCACUUUGCUUAGUAUGUUGAAAUAGACAUCAAACGGUUAUAUUCAUGAGUUACAAGUUAGUACAGCUCUUAGUCGAAAGAAUCACUGAACUUACUUAAUAAUUGGUUUACAAUCCUCUCGGGGGUAGACGACUAAUACAUUGUGUUUGUGGCAAUUGAAAACACCUGCAGACUAUUUGCAGGCGCUUGAUUAGUUGAAACUGUCUUGAAGGCUAUAGUGCUGAGAACGUACAAACCACAGGAUCAUCCUCAGUUAGUACGCUACUUUUAGUUUGUUGCAAUUGACCAAAUUAGUCCAAUUUUAAAUGCUUGCUUUAGUUCAGAAUCUGCAGAUUUGUACCACCAAAAGUCUUCUAAACUCUUACUCGUAACUUAAAAAACUGUGAUAAAUGAUGUCAUUUGUUUACUCUUCAUGAUUAGACUUUUUUUUUUUUAAAGCUUGAGUUGCAUCAGUAAUCAAACUAUACAAAAUGUAUGUAUAAUUAUUAACAUUUGGGCAUCAAUUUUUUUAAAUUAAAUCUGUUUUGAAGACCUGUGGUUGCGUUGUGCACCUGUAAUAAAGAAACAGAAUUUCCCAUGUAUACAGUACAUGAAGGGAAGUGUUUAAUAUGGAGAAGCUGUGCUUGGUUGAUGUUUAUUUUAACUACUUUAUGUACAAAACAUUUUGUAAUUUGGAGAUUUCAUUCAAGUAUUCUUGUUAACCGUGCACCAUUUUAUUUUGAAUUCAUAGUUAUUUAUUUAACUGUACAUACUGUAUAUUUUGGAUUAUUGCACCUUUGACAGUGUAUGUUCUUCUUUGGAGUUUUUAAAACUAAUGACUAGCAAAGCUAAACCUGUACUGUGUGAUCAAUGGUGUGGAUUACAUUUUGCAGUAUAAUGAACAACCUGUAUGUGGAACUAGUUUGUUAGUACAUGUUUUUGCUGUAAUAAUAUGGUAAUGUUUUAUCAGCAUUUAAAGCUCACACACACACACACACACACACACACACACACACACAAACUGACUGUCAAGUGUCAAAAAUAUUUCUGUAGUAUUGAAUGUAAUAUUUUGAAAUUAAUAAAUUUAUGUCAUGCA
This is a messenger RNA of Acipenser ruthenus (sterlet), 8013 nucleotides long. Its product is annotated as A-kinase anchor protein SPHKAP-like. The transcript has 13 exons. Gene Ontology annotation, molecular function: protein kinase A binding. Lineage: Eukaryota; Metazoa; Chordata; Actinopteri; Acipenseriformes; Acipenseridae. Gene Ontology annotation, cellular component: cytoplasm. Bases 333 to 5426 code for a protein of 1697 amino acids. The record is from RefSeq and is a predicted model, not a curated record.